Trypanosoma conorhini is the source of this 3402-nucleotide messenger RNA. RefSeq names its product serine/arginine repetitive matrix protein 1. Lineage: Eukaryota; Euglenozoa; Kinetoplastea; Trypanosomatida; Trypanosomatidae. The record is from RefSeq and is a predicted model, not a curated record. The transcript has a single exon. Bases 1 to 3402 code for a protein of 1133 amino acids.
AUGGUACAAACGGCGGGCCUCUCGCGGGCCUACGCGGUCCUUCGGCAGCUCGAACUGCUGCGCCAGCAAGACGUGCUCGACCCGCUGCCGCCCGACCCUGACGCGGAGGCCGGCAGCUGGCGGCCGGCGCCUGCGGCGUCCCCGUCGUCGGCUGCCCGCCACGCCGCGGAGACGCGGUCUCGGCGGGGCGCGUCCCUCGUCACCGCCCCCCAAGCAGGGAGCAGCGGCCGAGGGCCGGCAACAGCACACGCACCGCGGCGCGCCGGGGCCGAGGCCGAGUCGAGGGAGCUGACUUCGACGCGCGCCGUCGACUCGCCAGUCGUGGACGGUGGAGGCAGGGAGCCGCGGCUGGUGGAAGCGUACAGCUACGACACCAACGAUCUCGCGGCGACGGGGAGGCGGCUUUCGCCGCACCCCUCGAUGGAAGGAAGGAAUCAAGCGCUGCAGCGUGUGCUUCAGGAAAUUGUGGCGCUGCGGAAGCAGGCCGCGGCAAAGGCAGGGAGCUCCAGCCACGGCGACGUGUGUAGUCCACCGCAGCAGGCGACGGGGGAAAUGGACGGCGGUGUUCCGUCUGCCUCAAAGAGCAGCGUCAGGCAGGCGCUGCCGCGGCUACUGUCGCCGUCGCGGGACACCGCUGAGGAGGGGGAGGUUUUCUUCGAUGACUUUCCCUCCGCGCUUGCCGCACGUGCCCGCAGCACACAGUGGCGUGAGGAGGGAAAACGCCCUGAGGAGAGGAACGGAACUCAGCGGCGUCACGGCCACGAAGUCUCCUGCGCUGGUGACGGCGGGGCGGGGGAGGAGGCGUGUGACGAGGCCCCGCACACAAGCAAGGGGGCGGAGAGGCAGCAGGAUUCCGCCGUCGCUCCACCGGCACACAGCCCGCCGAGGAGGACGAGGGACGUGCUUACCUCCUCAGCUGUGCGUGAGUACACCACGUCCCUCCUGCGCCAGCGUCAACGGCGCCUGGAGGAGGUCCACGGUGAGAUUCAACAGCAACGGGCGGACCAGCGCCAACGCAGCAGUGCUUUUGACCCAAAUAAACAACCCGAGCUGACCCUGUCGACAGCCUUUUUCUCGCCCAUUGCCCGCGUUGCGGAUCCUGACGAGGGCCUCUCGCCGCUUCCCAGUCGAGGUCUGGACUUUGACGCCGAGCAGAGGGAGGUUGUGAGUCCACCACUGACUGCAUUCCUUCAUGAGGUGACAACCAUGGGGUCAGCUGAGAUGCAAGAGAAGCUGCGUGGGAUGGAGGGCUGCUGCGAUGGCUCUGCGGGGCGAUGUCGGCAGUGGUUCGCACUCACGGCUCUUGCGAACACGCACGACGCCGUUCGCCACAUCAUGCUCCCACUGCUGCUUGCAGAGUUGGCGGAGCAGGCUGAAUCGAAGGAAGAGGACGCAGGUGACGCCAAUUCGCGUAUGUCGCACAUUCUUUGCGCCUUGAUCGGCUUUGGAGGGCUGGCUGCAAGUGCCCUUCCACUGCUGCUUGAAACGCUCACGCACGCUGUUGGGUGUCCUAGGCUUGUGGCCCUUGCGAUACGGGCCGUGGGCGGCGAUGAGGGUCUGCGUGCGCUGUGUCGCGUGGCACGCUGCGAUCGCAUGCACCCUGGCGUCCGGGCGGCCGCCGUCUACGGCAUUAGUACGCUGGCCUACCCUGUGCUGGGCCACACGACGGUGUACUGCGUCGGUGCGCCUGGGCUGAGUGGCGUGCUUGUCUUCUACCAGCCGCCGGUGCCAGCGAGUUACAUGGAGGUGGGGACCGACGGCGAGCGACGCCGGGAGCCGUCGCUGCAGCGCCCACCGCCGUAUAGACCCACGCACAUUAUACUGAGUGCUGAGGUGAUGCGCAAGCAACUCAUUCAGUUCACCGCCACAAGGAAUUUUAGACGCGCCACGAGCAGCUAUGAAACCCUGCCGCUAGUUCUAAGCGAUUUUGCCCGCGAUGCGCCUGAGGCAUGCCGGCAGCAGGGCCUGCCUGACGAUGUGCAGGAGGCGCUGCAUCAGUGUGCGCUUGAGCUGGACGACGUGUCGCAUGCAUCGCCCCGUGUGCUGCCAUUUUCGUACGACCCACACUAUGCUGGUCGUGAGGAGGAGUUGUUUGCCGUGGAGGAGGUCCUCAUGACGAUUCUCCACAACCGAAGAACACCGCUGAGUGUGGUGGAGCAGACACUCGUGUCCGUCGCCUCGCUACCGGAUUUUGCCACGACGCAUGCUGCGUCGCCAGUCCUUGAUUACGUCAUUCGCUCUGUCUCACACUUUGAACAGCAGGGCGGGGGCGCCAUAGACGGGGAAGAGAGUGUUCUUGUGGCGGGGCUCGUGGCACUGGGGCGGCUGCUGCGAAAUGAGGGGACCUCGCCCAGCGUGAUAGACACCGCCUGUGGUGUGCUGCUGCAUAACUUGUCCUCGCCGUCGUGUCGGCUGCGACACGCUGCCUGCGUUGGACUCGGUGAGGUGGGCGCCGUGUCGAAUAGACCGGGGGACAUCGCCCGCGCCCUCACCGCGGCCCUGAACGAUGCUGCGAUGAAUCACGAGACCGUCGCAUGGGCGCUCACCCGUCUGGGCCUCCGCGGCGUGCGGCUGCUGCUGGACCGCAUCGCCCCUCCUCCUCCUGCUCCUCCUGCUGCUGUUGGUAGUAGUAGUGGCGGCAGUAACAGGCGGGACACCAGUGACGACGGUCGGCGUCACUCUGUGGAGGUUCUCCCGGCCUCUGUACGCAUGCUGUGCGCUCGGGCGCUGGGGAAGGUUGACUUCUUGACCGUUUCGCUCGGCGUCCACGAGGACGCUCGCCGACUGCGGGAGGAGUUGAUGCGAAGCCUCGCCGCGAUCCUCGCAGCUGCCCAGGUGGAGGAGGAGGUCGCGCUGGAGUGCGCCUACGCCCUUGGAGAGGCGGCGGGCACGUGCGUCGACGGCGGGACACCGGCGCCGUGCCGGGAGGAGGAGGAGGCGGCAAGCUACUACCGCAGCGAGACCCCGAAUGAGGCCUUUGCGGUGCUUAAGGGGCUUGUCGAGGCGGUUCUGCUUCCCCUCCCUGUGGAGAAGGCGCUGUUUUACGCACUUUGCUGCUAUGGCGGGGCGCACGGGGAGCUGUACGUCUCACAGACAGCCAUUCAAAGCUCCCUCGUGGUGCUGCGCGCCGCCGCGGCGUUCGCGCUGCGGGUGUGUGGGGGCAAAGUCAUCCGCACCGUUGUGCUGGCGCUCAACGAUGACGACGCCGGUGUGCGGCUCGAGGCGUUUGACACGUUAGACGCUAUUGGUGUUGAGGCCGUCCUGGCCGUUCUGCGGUUGCGUCCCCACCAACACACCCAUCAGGUGGUUGCGGCGCUGCGGGACUGCCUGCUGCGGGACCUGGGGCGCGAGACAAGGCGUCAGGCAGCCCAGGACCUCUACGCGGCGCUGUUGAGGGCUUGA